AUGUCGUUCCUCGAAAAUGCCUACAGCCUGGUCAAGGACAGUGCUGACGGCACGCCGACCGUGUCUGAGCUGAAGACGCAGCUCGAGAAGGGUACCGACGAGUCCAAGGUCGAGACCAUGAAGCGCAUCCUGACCAUCGUGCUGAACGGCGAUCCGCUGCCCCAAUUGCUCAUGCACAUCAUCCGCUUCGUCAUGCCCUCAAAAUCCAAGCAGCUCAAAAAGCUGCUCUACUUCUACUACGAGGUUUGCCCCAAGCUGGACGCGCAAGGGAAGCUGAAGCAGGAGUUCAUCCUAGUAUGUAACGGCAUUCGGAACGACCUGCAGCACCCGAACGAGUUCAUUCGAGGCAACACUUUGCGUUUCCUCUGCAAACUUCGUGAGCCCGAGCUUCUUGAGCCUCUCCUGUCAUCCGCGAGGUCUUGCCUCGAGCACCGCCACGCCUAUGUGCGAAAGAACGCCGUCUUUGCCGUCGCUUCCAUAUUCCAGCACUCGCCGUCCAUGAUUCCGGAUGCAGCAGACCUAAUUGCUACGUUCCUGGAAGGGGAAAAUGAUCCUACGUGCAAAAGGAACGGUUUCGCCGCACUGGCAAGCAUCAACCACGACAAAGCUUUGGCAUACCUGAGCACAAUCUUUGAUGGCAUCCCGAAUGCAGAGGAGCUCAUGCAGCUCGCUGAACUUGAAUUUAUUAGGAAGGAUGCCGUCCAGAACUCGCAAAACAAGGCGCGCUACUUACGCCUCAUUUUCGAUUUGCUGGAUGCGAAUACAUCUACAGUGGUGUAUGAAGCAGCGUCGUCCCUAACGUCCCUGACCAACAACCCAGUAGCUGUCAAAGCGGCUGCGGCUAAGUUUAUCGAGCUUGCGAUCAAGGAGGCAGACAACAACGUGAAGCUGAUUGUCUUAGACCGCGUGGACCAGCUCCGGAAGAGGAACGAGGGAAUCCUAGAUGACCUGACCAUGGAGGUUCUGCGUGUCCUUUCGAGCCCCGAUAUUGACGUACGGAAAAAGGCGCUCGAAAUUGCCCUCGAAAUGGUAUCGAGCAAAAACGUUGAGGAAGUUGUUCUUCUCUUGAAGAAGGAGCUGUCCAAGACGGUUGACCAGGAGUACGAAAAGAACAACGAAUACCGCCAACUGCUCAUCCACUCUAUCCAUCAAUGCGCCGUCAAGUUCUCAGAAGUUGCUGCCAGCGUCGUUGAGUUGUUAAUGGAUUUCAUUGCCGACUUUAACAACACAUCUGCUGUUGAUGUGAUCAACUUCGUCAAAGAGGUUGUCGAGAAGUUCCCCAAGCUCCGCCCAGCCAUUGUUCGAAGACUAGUAGAUACUCUCAGCGAAGUUCGGGCGGGCAAGGUGUACCGGGGCAUCCUCUGGAUUGUCGGCGAGUACUCGCUUGAUGAAAAGGAUAUCCGCGAGGCGUGGAAGAGGAUCCGGGCAAGUCUGGGCGAGAUUCCAAUCCUUGCAUCCGAGCAGCGACUGCUGGAUAAUAUGGAUGGCGACGACGAACAUAAGGAGAAGGAGCAAGUGAAUGGCCAUUCUAAAACGACUCCAGCGGGCUCCCGGAGAGUUCUCGCUGACGGCACUUAUGCGACCGAAACCGCCCUCACCAGCCAGUCAGGCGCAGCGGCCAAGCUAGAAGCCGUAAAAGCUUCGCAAAAGCCCCCCCUCAGACAACUUAUCCUGGACGGGGACUACUAUCUCGCCACUGUCCUCUCAGCAACCCUCACGAAGCUUGUCAUGCGCCACUCCGAGAUUUCAAAAGACGCCGCUCGAACAAAUGCUCUCCGAGCCGAAGCCAUGCUUAUUAUGAUUUCCAUUAUCCGGGUUGGCCAGUCCCAGUUUGUCAAAGCACCUAUUGACGAGGACUCUGUGGACCGCAUUAUGAGCUGCGUACGCUCCCUUGCCGAGUUCAACACACAUAACGAGCUUGAGACUGUCUAUCUCGAGGACACAAGGAAGGCUUUCCGGGCAAUGGUGCAAGUGGAAGAGAAGAAGCGCGAAGCCAAGGAGGCCUAUGAGAAAGCCAAGACUGCUGUGCAGGUCGAUGACGUGGUUUCUAUACGUCAACUUUCCAAGAAGAACGCUUCGGAUGGCAAUGAUACCAUUGAGCUCGAUCUCGAGCGUGCCACUGGCGGCGAUAGCGGUGCGGCCGAAGACUUAUCCGGAAAGCUGAGCCGAGUCGUCCAACUUACCGGCUUCUCUGACCCUGUCUAUGCCGAGGCAUAUGUAAAGGUUCACCAAUUCGACAUUGUGCUCGAUGUGCUGUUGGUCAACCAGACAACCGAAACGCUGCAGAACCUGACGGUAGAAUUCGCUACUCUAGGAGAUCUCAAGGUUGUCGAGCGGCCAACAAGCCAGAACAUCGGACCACACGACUUCCACAACGUCCAGUGCACCAUCAAGGUGUCGUCCACGGACACUGGUGUCAUUUUUGGAAACGUCGUUUACGAGGGCGCGCACUCGACUGACACAAAUGUCGUCAUUCUGAACGACCUGCACGUCGAUAUCAUGGACUACAUCCAGCCUGCCACGUGCACAGAGACGCAGUUCCGGACAAUGUGGACCGAGUUUGAGUGGGAAAACAAGGUCAACAUCAACAGCAAGGCCAAGACCCUCCGCGAGUUCCUAGAUCAGCUGAUGGCCUGCACCAACAUGAACUGCCUCACGCCUGAAGCAAGUCUCAAGGGUGACUGCCAGUUCCUAAGCGCAAAUCUGUAUGCCAGAAGUGUGUUUGGCGAGGAUGCUUUGGCAAAUUUGAGCAUUGAGAAGGAAGGCGAUGACGGGCCCAUCACCGGCUUUGUGAGGAUACGCAGCAGAUCCCAAGGGUUGGCCCUGAGCCUGGGGUCGCUCAAGGGGUUGAACAAGAUCGGGUCGUCUGCUUAA
Messenger RNA from Lasiosphaeria miniovina, 2874 nucleotides. RefSeq names its product putative coatomer complex beta chain. Gene Ontology annotation, biological process: intracellular protein transport; intra-Golgi vesicle-mediated transport; endoplasmic reticulum to Golgi vesicle-mediated transport. Gene Ontology annotation, molecular function: structural molecule activity. Lineage: Eukaryota; Fungi; Ascomycota; Sordariomycetes; Sordariales; Lasiosphaeriaceae. The coding region runs from base 1 to 2874 and encodes 957 amino acids. The transcript is spliced from 3 exons. The record is from RefSeq and is a predicted model, not a curated record. Gene Ontology annotation, cellular component: COPI vesicle coat; cytoplasm.